AUUAUUCAAAUCUUGACCAUUAACCUAAAACCUCGUUUGCCUUAAAAAUAGCAAAUUGACUCUAUUUAUUCAAUACCCCAUUCAGUUUUCAUUUCCUCAAUUUAUAUAGGUAUUCAGAAUUACAGUAUUAGCAAAGGAACAUUCUUCCGGUAAUUUUUCUUUUCUAACAACCUUGUUGAUUUGAAAAAAUAUUCCAGGAAAAUCAACUGACAACAACAGCAACGUAACAAAAUUUGCAUACGGUGUUUUUAUGGUCCAAAAUAAAUCACCCCUGAUUUGUCUUUAUCACCUUGUUUCUUCCCGGGGCACCAUUAAGUUGUUCAACCCGACCCGUUUGUGCAAAUAAUGCGUUUCCUUGGCCCUCAAAUUUCUCAUUAUUGUCAAAUUUCCAACCAACAAGCCAUGACUGAAAAUAGUUCUUCCUCCAUAGCUCCUUUGCUUCUAAGAAACAUAUUAACAUCAGCUUUUAUAUUCGCUGAUAAACCUUUCAUCAUCUUAGCAGAAAAAUACAAACUUCUUGAAAACAUACGUUAUUUCCUUAUUUCAGCUUUUCUCUUCUUUCUUCGCCUUUUACCUUCUUUAUUCCCUUCACUAAAUCCUUCAAAUAAAAAGGGUGAGAUUACCCCCUUUUAUUCUGCGGCCACCGUGAACGGCAGUGCAGAAUCAGGGAUAUCAAGAGCCUUAACACAAGUAUUAUCAAUUGUUAAUGAUAUUCCUGUUAGUUCAAGAAAAUAUGAAGUGGUUAGGUCAUUAGCCGAGAGGUUAAUUAAUGAGAAUCUUCUAGAAGGUAACGAAACUUUAAGGGAAGUGAAUUGCGUGGCUUUGUCAUCAGCUUUUACAAGGACGCUUAGCCAGCUGGAAUCUGCCAUGGUGGCAGAAGAAGAUGGUGGGGCCCGUGAUGGUGGGGAUUAUGUUAGUAAGUUGACACGUGGAUUGAGGGCGAUUAGGUAUUAUGGUGACGUUAUGUGGCAGCGCGGUAGGGCGAGGAACCAGAUGGGCCAAUUUGGGUGCUCGGCUGAGAAGCUGGCGGCGGAGUUGCUAUGGCUUGCUCAGAAGAUGGAAGCUUGUGGUUGUGCUGAUGAAGCUGUUUAUAUGUGGGCUUCGGCUUCACAUGUGGCUUGCCUUGCUCUUUCUGCUGAACCGCGGCUUCAGGGAUCUCUUGUUAAGGUUUCAGCGUUCUUAUUCAAACAAUCCAGAGAAAUAGGAAAAGACGCAGAGGAUGAAGAAGAACAUCUCAGGCGGACAAACAUGAAUAUGCUGAUGUCAUGGCUGCCAUUGCUAUGUCGAGCAAGCAACGGUACAGACACUCCAGUUCUGAGUAUUAGCGAAAGGGCUGAGCUUGAAAGAAUAUUAGAGCAGAUCAUAGGGACAUUGGAACAAGAAGAGGAGCAAGAAAAGGUGUUGUCCCUUUGGCUCCACCAUUUCACCUAUUGCCCGUCUUCUGACUGGCCCAACCUCCAUGAUUGCUACACUCGCUGGUGCACAGCUUCUCGUAAGCUGUUGCUUCACUGAAAUUUCUAUGGAAAACACUUCGGGUUAGAUUUGAUUCUAAAUACUUGGAGUCCCAUCUUUCUGGCAAGGAAGGAGUCUCUAAUGGGAAGUGGAGGAAAAGAUUAUAUUGCUGUGUUAACUCCUCUAUCUGGUCCAUCAAUUUAUGUGGGUUUUGCUCCUUAGCAGGAAAAUGCCUAUCAAGGUCCAUCCGUCCAAAGAAAGAUGUGUAUCAGUUAGCUAUGUCUUGUAAUUAUUUUUCCUCUAGUUCAAUUUACAAGUCGAAAGCACGCUUAAGUUGCAUAUGCACGUUUGAUAGUGUUUAUAAAGUGCUUGAAUUUACAGCAAA
Lycium ferocissimum is the source of this 1837-nucleotide messenger RNA. RefSeq lists its product as uncharacterized. The coding region runs from base 346 to 1512 and encodes 388 amino acids. NCBI's taxonomy places the organism in Eukaryota, Viridiplantae, Streptophyta, Magnoliopsida, Solanales, Solanaceae. The record is from RefSeq and is a predicted model, not a curated record. The transcript is spliced from 3 exons.